Hyaloscypha bicolor E is the source of this 2181-nucleotide messenger RNA. RefSeq lists its product as uncharacterized. The record is from RefSeq and is a predicted model, not a curated record. The transcript has a single exon. NCBI's taxonomy places the organism in Eukaryota, Fungi, Ascomycota, Leotiomycetes, Helotiales, Hyaloscyphaceae. Bases 82 to 2073 code for a protein of 663 amino acids.
UCCUUGAGACUAUAUAACAACCCCAGUGGAAACCCCAUCACUCUCAUCAUUCUCAAAUCCAUCAUCUCACUAUUAUUCACAAUGGUGAAACUCAAACUACAGAGGACUUUCGUCGCCGCUCUUCUUUCUGCUCUCUGUCAGGCAGACCAAAACAUUAUCUCUUCCUCCGUACGACCCAAGUAUAAUCUUGAUCACAUCAAACCCUUGACCCAUCCCUCCUCAGGUCAAAUCAAAUGCUGUCCCGAGGGCACGCUUUUUGACGGCGAGUCUUGUGUGCUAGGUGUCCCCAAAUGCCCCGACAACACUUUCUUCAAGGACAACAAGUGCGUUUCCACGACCAAGCCCAGCUGUCCCGGCGGAGAGGAAUUCAACGGCAAAGUCUGUAUCACCGAGGAGGCUCCCACCUGUCCUCCCCCAACUGAGCUUCAGGGCAAAGUUUGCGUGUCCAAGACGCUGCCGUCAUGCCCCUCGGGAUUCAAGGUCGAAGGCAAUGUCUGUGUCUCUACCCAACAGCCCCUGUGUCCCGACGAUGAUCUCUUCAACGGCAAAGAUUGUGUGAGCGACACUGGACCACUGUGCCCGGACGACAAAACCCUCCACAAUGGCAUGUGCAUCGAUAAGCUGCCACCUAGCUGCGCCCAGGGAAGCCACUUCGACUCGCACGUCAAACGGUGCGUAUCUCAGCAGGGCCCCGUGUGUCCUGAGGGGACCAGCCUCCAAGAGGAAAACUGUGUGUACGAAGAUGGCCCCUCGUGCCUGGACCCGACGGUCUUCAACCCUAAGACCAAAACCUGCACCUUGACGGAGAACCCGUCCUGCCCGGAGAACGAGGAGUUCGACAACGGCAAAUGCUACUCGUCGACGGGCCCAUCCUGUGACACCGGCACGGCCCUGUCUCUCGACCGGUCGAGCAACACCGCGCGCUGCUGCCCACCAGGCAUGGCCUGGGAUGGAGAAGUGUGCGCCAUUGACGUGGGUGAAGGCAACUGCCCCCCUGGCCUGAUCAAGGUCGGGACACGAUGUGAGAAGCAGGCCGUAAAGCCCCCGACGUGCCCGCCGACCUUUAAGCGCGAUGGAGCCCGGUGCGUGUCGCAGGACCCGCCGGCUUGCCCUCCCGACUCGACACGGGAUGGGACAGUUUGCUCCUCGGCCGAGCGUCCUAUUUGCCCUCCGGACGCGAAACUGAAGGGUGGCGAGUGCGUGACGACGGAGGCCGCUGUCUGUGCCGAGAACACCAAGCUCGACGGGGACCACUGUGUCAGCUUGGAUGGCCCGGUCUGCGAAGAGGGCUCCCGCUUCGACGGCACCAAUUGCGUGGCCCAGCGGCCCGGGUGUGCUAAGGGAUCCUACUUCAACGGCGAGGAGUGCCUAACGGUUAGCCGCCCGGGUUGUGCUAAGGAUACUACCUUCGAUGGCCACCGCUGUGUGUCGGAAAGCCGGCCCGAGUGCCCUGCCGGCAGCCUGCCGACUAAUGGGACCUGCAUGACCAACAAGAGGCCCCAGUGCCCGCCCAAGUCUGUGAUGGUAGGUAACGCGUGUGUCACUGGGCCGCCGGAUUGUGGUAAGGGCCUCACCUUUGACGGCACCCAGUGCGUCACGCUGGAACAUCCCGGCUGUCCUCCGGGCUACAAGUGGACAGCUGGCGAGUGUGUGAGCCAGGAAGGGCAGAGCUGUGAGCCCGGCUAUUCGCUUCGCCACGGCGAGUGCGUCUCCGGCGUCCGGCCCGGCUGUGGCCCCGGGACUAGCUUCAACGGAACCGCUUGUGUUGGAGGUGAGCCUCGAUGCGGGCCCGAAACUUACUUUGACGGCACGGAAUGCGCCUCCGAGCACACCCCGGAUUGUCGUGCAGGCCUCAGGUACAACGGCAGGAGGUGUGUCGCGGAGAUCGAUCCUGCCUGCGAGCCGGGGACUCAGUGGCAUGCUGCCUCUAAGGAGUGCGUGGGGGAGACGCCACACUGUCCCUAUGGCCAGCGAUUCAAUGGAGAGCACUGCGCUCUGGCCUCGGAUGAAUGUAUGGAGUUUGAGUUCUGCCCAGCCAAGGGGUCAGGAGGCUUGCAGCCCACCUCCAGAUAGGGUGAUUUCCAAAAUAUGCUGAUGCGGAUCAUCACUGUGGUAUUAUCUUAGUGUUCAAGCCUGGUCUCGGCUUGUGGCUCUUGCUUUCCUACGCCUUUUGUUAGUGCA